GGUCCCUGUCAAGUGUCAAGACUGAAGAACCACUGUCAAAUCAAAUGGAAUUCCAUUCCCAUCUGCCCCAACCCCCACCGUCGCCAUCACCAUCGACGCCGCAUCCACAGUCCCAAAUCCCACCACCUACAAAUCAUCCGAAAACCCCCAAUACCAAUCGCAAUUUCGAACAACCAUGAAGGCCAUUUUGGUCAUGGUCUCCCUCUUGCUCGUCAACUCCUUCCUCCCCUGCUACUCCCUCGAAGACGACGUCGCAUGCCUCGAGGGAGUGAAGUCCUCGCUCACUGACCCAGAAGGGCGGCUGGGCCAAUGGGACCUCGCCAACAGGUCGGUGGCCUCUAUCUGCAAGCUGGUCGGCGUUUCCUGCUGGAAUGAGAAGGAGAAUCGCCUCAUCAGCCUCCAGCUCCCGUCGAUGGAGCUCGUCGGAAUGCUCCCGGAGUCUCUCAAGUUCUGCCACAGCCUCCAGAGUUUAGACCUGUCCGGUAACGCUCUCUCCGGUUCGAUUCCUCCUCAAAUCUGCAACUGGCUUCCUUACCUCGUAACACUGGAUCUCUCCGGCAACGCUCUCUCCGGUUCCAUCCCGCCGGAGAUCGUCAAUUGUAAGUUCCUCAACACUCUAAUUUUGAACGAUAAUCGCCUCUCCGGUUCUUUGCCCUACGAGCUCGGCCGGCUUGAUAGGCUGAAGAAAUUGUCCGUCGCUAAUAACGACUUAACUGGUACGAUUCCGCCGGAUUUGUCGAAAUUCGAGAAGGAUGAUUUCGAUGGGAACGGUGGUCUUUGUGGGAAGCCUCUGGGGUUGAAAUGUGGUGGAUUGAGCAGCAAAAGCCUCGGCAUUAUAAUCGCCGCCGGUGCUGUUGGUGCUGCCGGGUCUCUGAUUUUGGGAUUGGGCAUUUGGUGGUGGUUUUUCGUCAGGGCGGGUCGGAAAAAGCGAAGCUUUGGUGAUGGUGUUGGCGGUGGUGAAAAGAGUGAGGGUGGCUGGGUUGGGUUAUUGAAGUCUCACCAGGCUAUUCAGGUGUCCCUGUUUCAAAAACCCAUUGUGAAAGUCCGGUUGGCGGAUUUGUUGGCCGCCACCAACAGUUUCGACUCCCAAAACAUUGUCAUUUCUACGAGGACCGGUGUUUCUUACAAGGCUGUGCUACCUGAUGGGUCGGCAAUGGCGAUUAAGCGGCUCAAUGCGUGUAAGCUUGGUGAGAAACAGUUUAGGUCGGAGAUGAAUAGGUUGGGGCAGCUCAGGCAUCCGAAUUUGGUGCCUUUGUUGGGGUUUUGUGUUGUGGAGGAAGAGAAGCUUUUGGUGUAUAAGCACAUGUACAAUGGCACGUUACACUCUCAGUUGCAUGGAAGUGGUAAUGUGAAUAGCCAGUAUGGUUUUUUGGAUUGGCCGACUCGGCUAAGGAUUGGUGUAGGUGCGGCCAGAGGGCUUGCCUGGCUUCACCAUGCAUGUCAGCCGCCUUAUAUGCAUCAGAACAUUAGCUCGAAUGUGAUUCUUCUUGACUAUGAUUUUGAAGCUCGCAUAACGGAUUUUGGGCUGGCAAAGCUGGUGGCUUCUCGUGAUUCCAAUGACAGUUCGUUCGUAAAUGGGGAUUUGGGAGAGUUUGGUUAUGUGGCUCCUGAGUACUCGAGCACAAUGGUGGCAUCGUUGAAGGGGGAUGUGUAUGGAUUUGGGGUGGUUCUUUUGGAAUUGGUGACUGGACAGAAGCCGCUUGAAAUCAGUAAUGUAGUGGAAGGAUUCAAGGGGAACUUGGUGGAUUGGGUGAAUCAUUUAUCAAACACUGGUCGAAGUAUGGAUGCCAUUGACAAUGUCUUAACCGGGAAAGGUCACGAUGAUGAGAUUUUGCAGUUUAUGAGGAUUGCUUGUACUUGUAUUGUUUCUAGGCCAAAGGAUAGGCCUUCCAUGUACCAGGUUUGCGAGUCAUUGAAGAGUUUUGCUGAGAAACACGGCUUCUCCAAACAGUAUGAUGAAUUUCCGUUAGUGUAUGGCAAACCUGUUCCUGAAUCCUGAUUUUAAAAGAAUACGCACGCAGGGAGAGUUCCAAAAGCGCAAGAUAAUGCAGCAUUUCAGUAUGUCUUCAUUGUAUGCGGACGAAGGGCAUGUUCUGUAAUUGGUAUGGUUUCCAGUAGGGCAGGAUUUGGCUGUUGUAACGCUCACCCGUUGAAUCAUUCUGUAUCAUAAAGAAACAUUAUGCAUUGUAAUGUUUAGGUAAUCCACAAAAUCUCUGUUUUCGUGUCUUGAAAAUGCUAGCUCAGAAUCUUGGAAGUUUCCCUUGCCAGAAAAUGCUUGAAAUGAACUUCUUAAAUUGUGCAAAUGAAGUCAACGAAGAGAAAUCGGAUUUCAUAUAUAAUCCGCAAGCACACCUAUAUGCGGAUUUUUUUAUAGAUUUGUUAACGCAUUCAACGAAGAGAAGUUGUCAGUGCUUGGAUUUGAGUAUGCUUGAUCAAAUAAGUUAAUCGAAGGGUAUCAAGAACGGAAACAAAGAACUGUGGCUUGUAUCCUGGAAAUGCUACAUGUUAAUGUAUGGUGCUGGAACAGGCGAUCAUGCUGUUCUUGUUGCUCAUCGGCGGUUCGUUAAUAUACUUGAGAAGAAAGCAGACUGCUUCCACUGCUGGAUUGUUGAAUUCAGAGCAACUCCAGGUUUUAUCAGUGCCAUUUCGGAAGCUCAUUCGAGCAGCAUCCAACCGUACCGUUUACUGCCUCCAAUUUCACACCCUGGAUAGUUUUUCUGGCGUUAAAAAGAACCCUUUUUAGUAGUCUCUGUUUGUUAUGCAAUAUUUCUCAUACAGCGUAUUAUUCUUUGGUUAAGAAUGUAGAAAAAUCUGACAUUACCAUACAGUCGAAUGCAAUUUAUUUUUUCGGGUCAUUACAAUCGAAUACAGCAAACGAACGGCUCAAGAAAAGGUAGGAAGGCAGUGUAAGGAGUUACAUGCAGAGACGCUUCAACUUAGCAAAAGCGUCAUCCCCUACACUUACUGCUUACAACUAAUGAGGACAUGGAAGACCAUCAUUGUUUAAAACAAAAACCAGCGAAGAUGAAGGCCUUGACCCAAACAACAUCACACAGCUCCGCAGAAUCACGCGACGUAAGAGCAUCCGCCGCCAUAUUGGCUGAUCUUGGGACCCAAGACCAGCGACAAUUCUGAAAGGCUUUCCCCAAGAGCUUCACCCUUUCUAAAAUAGGAAAAGCCUCCCAACUGCCAUUCUCCAUAGAAUUUGAGAGGCAAGAAAUCGCCUCGGAAAGUAAGGUUCAUUGGGUAAAACGUAAACUUGCGUAACACGGAAAGUAAGGUUUCGACGUUGAGGUUGCAAAGUUACAGAACAAGAUAUACCAUGUUAUUGACGUUUCCUCCGAAAAAUAUACAAAACAAGAGCCACAGGCCAUUGGUGACUAUUGUCAGUUCUCCUAAUGAGUUUCUUCGGAAAAUCAACAAAGCAGCAGCAGCAGCAGGGGAAAAAAAAAA
This is a messenger RNA of Malus domestica (apple), 3453 nucleotides long. The record is from RefSeq and is a predicted model, not a curated record. Lineage: Eukaryota; Viridiplantae; Streptophyta; Magnoliopsida; Rosales; Rosaceae.